This is a messenger RNA of Anguilla anguilla (European eel), 4304 nucleotides long. It is a transcript of the gene hook1, whose product is annotated as hook microtubule-tethering protein 1. Bases 202 to 2352 code for a protein of 716 amino acids. Gene Ontology annotation, cellular component: centrosome; cytoplasm. The record is from RefSeq and is a predicted model, not a curated record. Gene Ontology annotation, biological process: cytoskeleton-dependent intracellular transport; cytoplasmic microtubule organization. Lineage: Eukaryota; Metazoa; Chordata; Actinopteri; Anguilliformes; Anguillidae. The transcript is spliced from 22 exons. Gene Ontology annotation, molecular function: microtubule binding; dynein light intermediate chain binding.
CCGUCUCAGUGGGGUACGCAAAAGCAUGUUCGGUGUGUAUUCACGCAACUUUUACGUCGUUUUCAUUCCGCAGUCUACUAACGCAAUUCGACUCUGCGCAGGUUGCUUUGGGAAAUACAUCCCAGGUGAGGUCAGAUGCAGUGUAAAGGGAAAACGCAUUGUUGACAGGUGAACGGGAAUUUCAAACCAAUCUAAGAAGAAAUGGAUUUGAACAAAACUGUGCUGUGCGAAAGUCUUAUAAUUUGGUUGCAGACAUUCAACACCGCGGCGCCAUGUAAGACUGCGCUGGACCUGACUACUGGAGUUGCCAUGUCCCAGGCGCUCCAUCAGAUAGACCCCACAUGGUUCAGUGAAAGCUGGCUGAGCCGUAUUAAAGGAGAUGUGGGUGACAACUGGCGACUAAAGAUGAACAACCUGAAAAAAGUGCUUCAGAUGAUGGUGGAUUACUAUAACGAGGUUCUGGCCCAACAGAUUUCUGAUUUCCCCCUGCCGGAUCUGGUCCUAGUGGCCGAGCACUCUGACCCUGUGGAGCUAGGGCGCCUCCUACAGUUGAUUUUGGGCUGUGCUGUCAAGUGUGAAAGGAAACAAGAGUACAUUCAGAUCAUUAUGACUUUGGAGGAGUCAGUGCAACAUGUCGUGAUGACUGCCAUUCAGGAGCUGAUGAGCAGGGAAACGAUGACACAGUUUGGAGCAGAACCUCUUGGGGACGUUGAACUGCAGCUGAAGAAGGCCAUGGAGGAAAUGGCGGAGCUCGUGGCACAGAAAGAAGAGCUGGCACAGAGGUGCCAGGAGCUGGAUGUUCAGGUCACUAUUCUUCAGGAGGAGAGGAACAGCCUGCUGGCGGAGAAUGAUGUGCUGACGGACCGGGCCAACCAGCUGGACUCCUUCGAUGACCCCAGCACCCCCUCAGGGAAGAAGCACAGCCAGCUCCAGCUGCAGCUUGAACAGCUGCAGGAGGAGAAUUUCAGACUGGAGGCUGCUAAGGAUGACUACCGCAUCCACUGUGAGGAGCUGGAGAAGCAGCUUAUUGAGGUUCAACAUCGCAAUGAUGAGCUGACCAGCCUGGCAGAGGAGUCCCGCUCCCUCAAGGAUGAGCUGGACAUCCUGAGGAGCUGCUCGGACCGGGCCGUCAAGCUGGAGGCCUCAGUGGAGACCUACAGGAAGAAGCUGGAGGACCUGAGUGACCUGCGGCGCCAGGUGAAGACCCUGGAGGAGAAGAACAUGACCUACAUGCAGAACACCGUCAGUCUGGAGGAGGAGCUCCGCAAGGCCAAUGCGGCCCGCACGCAGCUGGAGACCUACAAGAGACAGGUCCAGGAGCUGCACAGAAAGCUGUCGGAGGAAUCCCGCAGGGCUGAUAAUUUGGCCUUUGAAAUGAAGAAGUUUGAGGAAAAGCAUGAAACUGUGCUAAAAGAAAAAGAGAGGAUAAUUGUCGAGCGGGACUCCUUAAAAGAGACUAAUGAGGAGCUGCGUUGCACACAAGCCCAACAAGAUCAGCUCUUGCAAGCAGGACUUUUUCCUGCUGGAAGUCCAAGCCACGACAACCUCGCUGCUGAAAUCUUGCCUAUAGAGUUCAGGGAGAAGUUCAUUCGACUGCAGCAUGAGAACAAGAUGCUGCUGCUGCAGCAGGAGGGCUCGGAGAACGACCGCAUCGCCGAGCUGCAGGUUCAGCUCGAGGAGGCUCACCGCCACAAAAGCGGACUGGACACCGAGAAGAGGUUGAACCAGGAAAGGAUCCGUGAACUGCAGCUUCAAGUGGAGGAUCUCCAGAAAGCCCUGCAGGGGCAGGGAGCCAAGACUGAGGACUCUCACCUGAAAAAGAAGCUUGAUGCUCACAUGGUCCAGUUAAAUGAAGCCCAGGAUGAGAUUAUGAAGAAGAAGGAGCUGAUAGAAGACCUGCAGCCAGACUCUGCACAGACCACACUGAAGAUAGACGAGCUUCUGGCUGCCCUCAAGAAGAAGGACGAGGACAUGAGAGCAAUGGAGGAUCGCUACAAGAUGUACCUGGAAAAGGCCCGCAAUGUGAUAAGGGCCCUGGAUCCCAAGCUGAACCCAGCCAGUGUUGAGAUCCAGUCCCUGAAGAAUCAGCUUGCUGAGAAGGAUAAGAGAAUCAUCAAUCUGGAGCGCGAGUGUGAGCAGGCGAAACUUCGAGAAUACGAAGAAAAGCUGAUCGUUACUGCGUGGUACAACAAGAGCCUGAGCUUCCAGAAACUUGCCAUCGAAUCCCGGCUGGCGGGCCGCUCCUCUUCCUCCAUCGUGCCGCCCGGCCAGUCCUUCCUGGCACAGCAACGGCAGGUGACCAACGCUCGGCGCCCGGUCUCCGUCAACGCGCCGGCCGCGUCCUCCAAGUAGCACUUCCGCGCCACCCCCCUCCACCCCCCAUCCCCCCCCAAAUGCACCCUCAAGUGACCUUAAGCACACCGCUGUCAGCUCCCUGAAGCCACUUCCUGGAGACACGCAUGCGACAAUGCGAACACUUGGCGCUUAGGCCGGAAACAUACCCUGCAUAAAGUACGCAGACGCAGACAGAGCCGGUCACUGGCGUCGUCGCGUCCUGAAACGCGUCACCUGAAAUCCUUGACGCGACGCAAGCGAGAGUUGCAGUGUCAAGCAUCGCAGCUAGGGGGCGCUGUAGCAGGCAACGGCAGGAUGAAGCCGUCUCCUUCGGUUUGUGCUCUCUUCGGCUCCGUCUUUCACAGCCGCCCUGGAUCGCCCCCUUGAGGACUCGGGCUUGUUGACUCCCCGUGGACAUGAGAACGCAUGUUGAGCGUGCGACUGAGCCGCGCGUUCGCAGCGCGUUGUCGUUCGCGUACUUGCGUAGGGUCAUGUUUCCGGCCUUAGGGCCCUCAUUUCAGCUUUCCCUGGCUGCUGGCUGCAGGCCUAUACCUGGACUCUAUUUUGAUUAAGGUACGUCUGCCAACUGAGAUCAGGUCUAACUGGCAGGUUUAGUGAAUGGAUAUUGAUUUUGGAACUGAUCAAGCUUUUAUUUAUCUUCUCAUGUCAUAUCAUAUUCAUAUUAAGUCAGGGAAAUAACUAAUAACUUUUUAAACUUGUAUAUAUAUGUGUGUGUAGUGCAGGAAGAUUCAAAAUCAAAUGAAAAGCAACAGAUGUUGCGUUUAUAUUUAUACCUCCAGUCAAUGUCCAUUUCAGCUGUGGGGUUUUUAAAACAAUAAUUAACCUAGAUGAUUUGAGGAGUGACUGAACUAUUAUCAAUCGAAUAUAACUUCCAGAAAUGAAUUGUUGUGUAAUCCUUUGACUAAGCUAUGCAGUUUGGAGAUGAGUCUAACAUUAAUUGAACAAUGUCCUUGGUGAAAGUUUUCAGACUAGAGCCAUCUCUGUGAAAAUUAGGUGUAUAUAUAUAACAUUAAAAACAAAGGCAAAUUGGUGCUGGACAUCAUAAUUUCUCUUUUGUGGCGCAUAGAAUUUUGCUCUCCUUGUGCAUUACAGAAAGGAGUUCCUGAAAGAAAGAAAAAUAAAAUAUAUUGCAAACAUUGACAUGUUUCUCUUGGAGAAAGUGACUGAAAAUGAGCAGAGGGACUGCAAAGAAAUGUUGAUGAAUUUUAAAUGAUUAGUUUGUACAAAAUGCGAGAUGACUACUGCAUGCUCUGUGGAAAUCAUUUAAGAGCCUUUUUUUCUACAGCUGUGUUGUAUCUUAAGUGUUUAGCAAGGAUUCUAUUUGGUCAACAUAUCAAAGUAAACCGGGUUUAUAUGCCAGCAUUUGAAAAGACAUAUAUAUAUUCAUUCUGAAAUUGGAAAACUAAGAAUUUCAGAAUAUUUAUAGUUUGGUUAUGGUUUUAGUGUGACCAAUUGGUAUACAUAUCCAUGAUGCAUUAUGAAUGUGACUUGCUGUUCUUCAUAGAAUUUUUGAUUGACAGUGGGUAGGAACUGCGAUAGGUAACAGGCACGGCCCAAGAUGUCUGUGUGUGAGAGCGGGGCCUAAGCUGGACCACAGGGCAUCAGGAACUCAGAAGCACUGGCCUGCCCUGUGCUACUUUUUGUGUUGGCUUAAUUUGCUCAAGCUGAAGUGUUGCCUAGAAAGCUGCAGUGUCAAAUUCACUUUUACCUGUUUGUUUAAAAAUACAUGAACCGAAUCAGAAGAAAUUACAUUUGCUUAAAUGUUAGGUGGAAUUAGUCUCGAAAUAGUUGGUCUGGAUUGAACCAAAAUUGUGACUCCGAUUCCGCUGAUUGUCAGAGAAAAAUAUCCUAACUGUGAAAUGUAAUUUACCAAUGGAGUAAACAUUAGGAUGUACUUUUUAAAGCCUUCGAAAUUCAUAAAAAAUAAAAGUUUGAAUUUUCUAAAGAGG